CUGGAAUGGAGGUGAGCAACGAAUGAGGGACGUUCCCGAACAGCUCCUAACAGCUCCCGUACCUUUCCGGCGCGGUUCGGUCCGUACUAGUCCAUGCUGAUGGUCUUUAUGAGUUUAACUAUCCGAAGAGAUCACAAGGAUUUUCCUGUCUUUCCUUACAACCGCCAUGUCCAACAAUCCCUCCUUUGUGCUGCGCUCUAUCGAAGAUGUUGCUUAUGAGGAACGCCCUGUUCCCGAGUCCGUCUCUGAUACGGAGGUGCUGGUAGCCAUUAAAAAGACGGGUAUCUGUGGUUCCGAUGUGCACUAUUAUGUUCAUGGCAAAAUUGGAGAUUUUAUUGUCAAGGAUCCGAUGGUUCUUGGCCAUGAAUCCGCAGGCGUCAUCACCAAAGUCGGCGCCAAGGUCAAACACGUUAAAGUUGGCGAUAAGGUAGCAGUAGAACCAGGUUCAACCUGCAGGAUAUGCGAUUCAUGUAAAUCUGGGAGAUAUAAUCUCUGUCCGGAUAUCGUCUUCGCGGCGACGCCUCCGUAUGAUGGCACACUCGCUCGGUAUUACCGCGUACUAGGCGAUCUCACUUAUCCAUUGCCAGAACAUCUUACCUUGGAGGAUGGCGCUAUGAUGGAACCUCUCUCUGUCGGAGUUCACUCGGUAUCGAACCUCGGGAAUUUCAAGUUUGGCCAAAGCAUCGCAGUAUUUGGAUGCGGCCCGGUGGGCUUGCUCUGUAUGGCCGUCGCCAAAGCAUUGGGUGCAAGGAGAAUCAUCGCUGCGGAUAUUGUCCCUUCACGUCUCGAAUUCGCAAAGAGUUAUGUUGGCGCGGAACCAUACCGGCCUCUUUCACCUAACAAAGAUGAGGCUAAGCUCGAUUACAGUAAAAGGAAUGCAGAAAACAUGAAAAAAACAUUGGGAAUCGAGGAUCGUGGAGCAAAUGCUAUUGAUCUUGUUAUCGACGCCAGUGGUGCAGAAGUUUCAAUCCAAACCGCGCUUUAUGUCGUCGGCACUGGUGGAACGAUGGUUCAGGUUGGAAUGGGAAAUCCCAACGUCCAAAUCGAUUUGUCCCAACUAAUGACCAAAGAGGUGGCAUAUAAGGGAUCCUUCCGAUACACUCACGGAGACUAUCCUCUCGCUAUCUCGCUUGUCGCUCAAGGAAAAAUCGAUCUCAAACCAUUGGUUACUCACCGAUAUAAUUUCGAAGAUGCCAUUGCUGCAUUCAAGGCUACUAGAGCGGGCAAGAGCGACGACGGAAAGGAUGUCAUCAAGGCAAUUAUAUCUGGACCCGAUGUAUCCCCAAAUGAUCUGUAGAAUUUAGUAGGUACUAUGUAUGUGUCUGGGAUUAUUCAAUUAUAGAUCUCCUUGCAGAGCACGUUCAA
Lentinula edodes (shiitake mushroom) is the source of this 1365-nucleotide messenger RNA. Its product is annotated as chaperonin 10-like protein. Gene Ontology annotation, biological process: D-sorbitol catabolic process. Bases 167 to 1297 code for a protein of 376 amino acids. The record is from RefSeq and is a predicted model, not a curated record. NCBI's taxonomy places the organism in Eukaryota, Fungi, Basidiomycota, Agaricomycetes, Agaricales, Omphalotaceae. Gene Ontology annotation, molecular function: zinc ion binding; L-iditol 2-dehydrogenase (NAD+) activity. The transcript is spliced from 12 exons.